UAAACCGAAGAAGAUGCUUUCGCGAGAUAUUAUUCUAGGAAUCACGCUACUGGCUUUGGUAGUCAAAGCUCAACUGCCUCCCAAAGUAAUUGAAACAAAAGAAUCACUACUGAACGAGUUGCACUCGUUGCAAGACGUUAUUCCGCCCAACUACGCCAUUCGAUCAAACGAACAUCAGAAUGCACAGGAAAUCAACAGAAUAUUUGAAGAGUUUCUGGUACAGAACCAGGAAAGCAUUGAUGCGGUACUGCGAGUGCUCAAACUUAUCGAUCACGAGUUGGAAAAUGUAAUUCAAGAUUGCAUCAAAAUUUUCGAUCUGGAUUCGUUAGACAGCAGCAACGUGUUAUUCGUUCAAGUUACGAAACCACUGCUCUACGAAGUCAAAGUCCUUUGUGAAUUGAUAACCGAUAAACAGAUAGACGAAGUGGAAGCGGCCCUGAGUCAGGUUGAACAUCAUGCAGUCGACUAUCGGCAACGAUUGGAUCAGGUGAUGAAAGAUAUGGCUUCCGUUUCCGGGCAGCUGGAUGGAGAUCAUUUUAAGUCUCGAAUCGAGCUCAAAACAAUGCAAAUCUCGACUCAUUUGCAAGCGCUGAAUCGUACAUUUCUAACAGAAAUCGAUCAAAAUUUUACCAAGUAUAUGGACAAAUGGAUGGAAAAAUAUAAAAAAUUUGCGUCGAUGGUACCGAAUGGAGUUGAAGACGACGUGAACGAUCGGGCGGAGAUAGUGGCUCUCUUCGAUUUCGUUGACUAUUUAAACAACGAAACUAGCGUUUUGCAAGACGAGUUGGCAGAAUUUCUCGAUUAUUGGGUGGAAUUGGUGGACGAAACACUGGACUCAGUGACGAACGGGUCGCUAGAAAUUGUUGAUUUUCUUGAAAAUCACCCUUUGGAAAAUUUCAUUACCGGUGACGCUAGUUUGAAAUGCGUUUCUAGUUACUAUCAAAAUCUGGACGAAACUAUUCUGCUUGUAUUGGAUGGUUUUUUUCGCUGUGUGGAUUACGAGCAAGAAAUGACAAAAGCAUUUCAGCAAAUUGACUCCGUUCUCGAUUCCACGAACAAGGCGGUUAAUUUCCUGUUGGAUAGUUACAUAACCUGUAUCAAACUGGUCGGUCAAUUCGGAGGAGAUUUUGAGCUGAAAGAAUGUUUGGCGGAUCUGGAAGAGCUUCUGGACGGAACCAGUGAGUUUGUUGAGCAUAAAAGUACCGAGAUCUACUAUCACACAGAGGAUGCAAUGGUUUUCACUGGUGUCAUAAUGGGAGCGUGUGUGCAACUGAAAGCUCGAGAAGCUGUUUCGCAACUUGGCGGAAAGAUGAUCGAUUUUGACGCUUGCGGUGAUAAAGAGAUUAAAUGAGAGCUCCGCCUUCACCCGAGGAUCUGAUAGUAUAAUUACAUGGUAAUGACAAUACAACUUUAUAUGAAGAUUCAUUACAUCUUUUAUACUAUCAUUAUUUAUGUUAUUACUCGAUUUGUAAUGACACUGCCAAACCUCGUGUAAG
Molecule: messenger RNA, 1496 nt
Organism: Malaya genurostris
Lineage: Eukaryota; Metazoa; Arthropoda; Insecta; Diptera; Culicidae
Exons: 3
Coding region: 14-1351 (445 amino acids)
Source: RefSeq, a predicted model, not a curated record